Oreochromis aureus is the source of this 2629-nucleotide messenger RNA. RefSeq lists its product as uncharacterized. The record is from RefSeq and is a predicted model, not a curated record. NCBI's taxonomy places the organism in Eukaryota, Metazoa, Chordata, Actinopteri, Cichliformes, Cichlidae. Bases 1603 to 2367 code for a protein of 254 amino acids. The transcript is spliced from 14 exons.
AGCUUGAUGUGUGUUUCAAAGGGGUUUUUUUUUUCCACAAAAGCUUCAAACAAACAGGGGUGACUGAUCUCGGAAACGAUUUAAUGCAUUUAAAAAUGGCUACAGCUACCGUCAGCAUGCUUGCUAGGUACAGUACGGUAACGACUACACGUGGCUAGUGCAGCAUUAGCCAUUUAAACCAACGAUGAUCAUUAAAUCUAUUAUAAACAUUUAAGGACUUGUGUGUUGCAAAAGAGCCUCACAUGGUGUGUAAAGCAGUUUUUGCGCUAAUAGUUCUGCUAGCUAUUUACAAACCUAUGAUGCUAACGUUAAUUGCUAACGUUAACCGGAGCGCUAAGCUUCAAGCUGCUGACGAACUCCGUCAAGACAUGCAGAUCAGCAUCAAUGUCCACGUGAAGAACCUAGUUAUGCUGCCAGUGUCAACCCAACAAAAGGCACUUUCACAAUAUAUAAAAGAAGUGUAUGGAACUGAGGUGCUUCCUCAGGUUGUUGGAGGAUGGAGAAGAGGACGCAGCCGUGACUUGUGAGAUGGCGUCUGAGUCAGCUACUACUCACUAGGAGAUCAGAAACAUGGUGUCCUUGCAAAAGUGGAAAGAGGCCAGGCCUUGUCUUAUAGACAAAAUGUUAUCUACUCUGGAUCCACAGUCACACCGUGUGUGUCAGUGUGGCAAACAAGUAGUUGUGAGGUGUCUGGACUGCCUGCCUCUUCCAUUCCUUUGUGCUGACUGUGAUAUUGCAGUUCACACACGCUUUGUCCUGCACAACCAAGAGGCAGUAACAGGAGGGUUUUUGCAGCCUUCAUCAGAGUUUCACAAGCCAAUAGGUACGGUUUUUAAGUCCUAUGCAUUUCUUGCUAUGUUCUAUGAGUGGGUGCUGUUAUUGUAUAUUUAUUGUGUAUCAGUUAAUUUCCAAUUCUUUUUAUAUAUAUUGUGUGUUUUUAAUGUUAGUUCGGCUGUUGCCUGUGCAAAGGCCAGACCAUGUGUGUGACUGCCCAGCAGGUAAUGUUGAGGUUUCACCCGGCGCAGUUGUGGCUCUUGUAACCAUAAAUGGCUGUUAUAACCUUGCACUGCCAGUGGUGAGCUGCACCAGCUGUGACUUAAUGUGGUCCCCCUCAGUUAAGGACAUCCUGGGUAGUGGAUAUUGGCCUGGCACCUUAAAUUUCUGCACCCUGUUUUCAAUGGAUGCCUUUCAGUCUUUCUAUGACAUUAAGAAGGCUGCACCAGGGAUGUCACUUAAGGCAUUCGUCAAAAUGCUAGAUGAAAGAACAGCCCAUUUUUGAAGGACUGGCCGAAUAUCAGCUGAUGCCUUCAGUAAAAGCUUUGUGGAGUGGAGUGCUGUUUGAGAUGGACAGGAUGUGCAAGGAGCCAUGCAUUAGCUGCCCUGCCUGCACUCCAGACGUGCUUGCCGUCUCAGUUGAUGGAAACUGGAAGCUUUAUCGCAUUCAAUCAAAUACAAGCACUUCAGAGCAGGCGAACUUUGAAGGUGUCUUCAUUGAAAAAGAUGAGGAAGUUGCUGAGUUUAUGAAAUACAUCCAGAGACACACAAAUGAUGUGGCUCAGCUGAGGAACCUCUUGUCAAUGCGUCCAUUUCUCUCCGUCAUGCAUGCAAAGGCUCUCAUUUGGAAAUGCGAGAUCAAAUGGGGAGGUGCGUUUCAGGAUGGGGCCGGUUCUACAGUUGGAAAAGAGGGCGAACAGACAUGCUGACCCUCCUGGCUUUGGGGUGGACCAAAAGGAAAGUGGAACAACUGGUUUGAGCCAGAGAUAUCUAAAGAUCAUAAGGAUCCUUAGAGAACAAAUGGAGAGCCUGAAUAUGACCAGAAAUGAGCUGGGUGUGGAUGACGACACACUGCAGCAAUGGGUGGCCGAUGUGCAGAAAUGGGCUGAAGAAACUGAUCAAACUGAUGGCAGCCUUGGAGCGUUGCAGGCACGACUAGAGGAGCUUGUCGUCAUCAUCAGAGUGCGAACACAAAGUCUUUACAGACAAAAUGAUAGCAACAAGAGGCGACACAGAAUUCGCAAGGUCAUCUUAGAUGAGAAGAAACGCUUGGCGGCUGCUGUUGACGACUACAACAAGCUUGCUGAACCAACAAAGCAAAUCGUAUCCAGUGAUGCCCUCAUCCAGACCGACAUUUGGCUCUGGCAGAGCACAAGUGAACCUGCUGCUGAACUCCAGACAAAGAGAGAGGUCUUUGAGAAGGUGAUGGCUGUGAGGCGCCUGAGAGAGGACGAGAUGAUCCUUUGCAGGGAGAUGCGGCAUCACUGGACAGUGUUGCAAAUGCGAUCUGUGGUGUUGGGGACAAUCUCCUCAGACUCCUCCUUUGUUGGCAUGUCGGAGGAUGCACAGAAGGGACUCCGUAGCCUGGUUUAAAAAAACAAAGUGAACUGAAAGCUGAAAUGCUCAAAAUAAAGGACACGUACAAGAGAAUCCUCAGCCACCAACCACUCCUGGAAAUGGACUCGGAGGAGGAGGAGGACAUUCCAGACGAUGCCACUGAGAGUGAUUUGAGCACUUCUGAUGAAGACUGAUUGUGUCAUCAUUGAUGUUAUUUUUGGUAAAAUAAAAAGUUAAUCACAUCUCUGUUUAAUGUGAUUUUUCAACAGACAUUUUACAUUUUGAGAAGAAAAAUGGA